UUAAAAUUGAAAAAUUUUUUUUUAUUAAUCUUCUUAAAUAAUUAAUUAUGAUUAGACUAAAAGAAUAGAAUUUUUUAGCCAACAACAAAACAUACUGGCAUAAAAAAGCAUAUUGAAUUCACUUGAUUCAAAGUUGUGAAUAGUAAAUAAAUUACAAAUAUUCAAAUUUCAAAAUGAGUGGCAACAGCAGUAACAUAAACAUAUUUACCAGGCUCAAAAACGCCAUGAGCCAAUUAACUUCCUCCACCACUAACACAAGCAUCUUCAACAGCAAACAACAGCAAAGCAGCAACAACAAUCCUAGCAGCAGUUCAUCACCUCAGAACUCCCCACAACACCAACAAUCAUCUCUACCCUAUGAUAUUAGUAUCCAAUCAGCAGAAAGAUGGGCCUAUGAGUUCCCCUAUGUACGACCUCAUUUUUUGAAUUUAAAUGCGGAAGAAGUUUCAGCAGCCAACAACACUAUGGUUCGUCCUGUCAUCGUGCCGAAAAGAAUAAACAAAAUGCCCAUGUGCGCUGGAUAUGCAGAAUGCAUGAACGCUCAUAAAACAAUUUACAACGAGGACCAAGCUACUGCUCUUAUAAUGGACUUGAAUACAGGCAAUAAAAUAAUCGAUCCCACCGACAAACAAAAGUCCCAAACCGAUCUCGAGAUGUUCACCUACUUCGCCAUCUUUGACGGCCAUGACGGGGCCGCGGCCGCCAUUUUAGCUUCCAAGUAUCUACAUUUCAUAAUCAGGGAUAAUUUAGCCUGCAUAUUGCCUGAUCUGAAAGCAUCUUUCAAUAGCGUCAUCAGUGUUGACUGCAAUUUAAACGACAGUAUGAACAAGAAUGAUACAGACACCUAUCUAUUGAAAUCUUUUAUUGAAACUUAUAACAAUAACAUCUAUGACAGUAACAACGAUAACAAUAACAACAACAAUAACAACAACAACAAUAGCGACAACAACAAUAACAAUAACAAUAAUAGCCUUGUUGAGCACAACAUCUAUGGUGACAGCAGUAUUAGCAAUGCCAUCAAAAGCUGCAGAAGUAACGGUGACAUCAAUAACACAAACAACAUUUCAGACAAAAACAAUACAAACAACAACAACUCACACAACACAAACAACAUCAAUAGUAGUAAAGUUAUCCCAAAUGAAUUACCUGCUUAUCGUUGGUCGAUGAUGUCACGUGAACAAAAGACACCAACUUUCGUUGAUAUGGUUGUUGGUGCCAUCGAAGUAUCAUUCAUGGAGAUGGAUGAAAAGUUGAAGGUGUUACUGAAGGAGGGCCGCAGUGGUUGCGCGGUCAUCGCGGCCAUCCUGUUCGGUGGUCACCUCUUUGUGGCCAACGCCGGCGAUUGUAGGGCAGUUCUUAAGUCACGUGACCGAGUCAUAUCAGCUUCGAUGGACUUCACUCCGGAAAUGGACCAGCGUAGAAUUCGCAUGAAAGCCCACACUUGCCCUCAUCUACUCGGGGACAUAUGGACUCCCAUGGAGUACAUAGAACAUCCACACAGAGGCCUUAUUGGCACAUCCCUAUUUUACAGGGACCCAUGGAUGAGUGGAUGGUACAAAAGAGUGAUACAGCCUACAGAUAUUAAGCCACCUAUUUUAUAUGGCAAGAAAAGAAGGUCGCGACUACUGCAGACAAUUGGAUUGAGUCGCGGGUUCGGCGAUCAUUCGUUGAAGGUUUACAACACUGACGUCUGCGUUAAGCCUUUCCUGUCCUGCGUUCCCGAGGUACGUUCGUGUUUGUUGUCCGACCUGAAAGCCAUGGACUUUUUAAUUCUUGCCUCCGAUGGAUUGUGGGAUGUUGUGACUGAAGAAGAGGCGGUUCAGUGCGUCAACCAUUCUCUCGCUAAUGCUGGGUCCAAUAAUCCCAAAAGAUACACGAUAGCAGCUCAAGACCUGGCAAUGGAGGCACGAGGUACAGACAUCAAAAACUGGAACACGAUUGACGAUAUUUCCGUUUUCAUCAUUCCACUCGAUCAGCCAAUCAACCGACUCUCAGAGCAGAUUUGCACCACCCUUAAUUCAUCCAGCGAAUCAGAAGCCAUCGAAAUAAAUAGCUCAACCAAUCAAAAUGAGUACUCAAAAUAAUUGACAAGUUUUAAAAAAAAUUAACUAGUUAACUGCUCACUCUAGUCAUAUAUUUCUAUAUAUGCUGUCAUAUAUGUAUACAAAUUUAUAUAUAAACAUAUGUUUAUAUAUAGACACACAUACAAAUUUCUAUUUUUGUAUCAGUUUUACAAAUGUUAAACAUUUUGUUAAAAUGAUUUAUGUUAAAUACUAUAUAUAGGAUAAAAAUUUUUCGCUGAAAUCGUUUAUGUAUAAUUAGAUAUACCUACCUACCUUACUACAUUUAGAAGUGCAUGAACUAUACAUCUAAAAUUGACUGACUUGUUAGCGUAUUUGAUUUUUACAUACAUGUAUAUAUUUAUAUACAGCCUUGUAUGAAUUCCACCGAAUUGUUGGCAUUAAUCAAUUUAAAGUUUGUCUUUUCAAUUUUUCUUACUAGAAUAUUCUUUAAAUUGAUUAAUGCCAACUAUUCUAUGGCAAAACAUGGUACACUUCCAAACAUAUAUUUAUAUGUAUAGAUGUGUAUGAUAUGCACAUACCAUUGUUUAAUGUACAUAAGCACUUGAUAUUUAGUGAUUUUAUAUACAAACGCAUCUUUAAUAUGUAGUACGUACACUAGACUGUCCUUAAUAGAGAUAGUUGUAUUAAGCAUACUUGCUUAUUAAAAUAUGACAAUCAUUAUUUUUUUAAAUAGUUUUGUUAAAUUUCUAUCAGGCUGAAAUAAAACACACACAGCUGACAAAUUGAAAAAAUAAAAAACAUAUUGA
This is a messenger RNA of Helobdella robusta, 2830 nucleotides long. RefSeq lists its product as hypothetical. Bases 174 to 2084 code for a protein of 636 amino acids. Gene Ontology annotation, biological process: protein dephosphorylation. NCBI's taxonomy places the organism in Eukaryota, Metazoa, Annelida, Clitellata, Rhynchobdellida, Glossiphoniidae. The record is from RefSeq and is a predicted model, not a curated record. The transcript is spliced from 13 exons. Gene Ontology annotation, molecular function: protein serine/threonine phosphatase activity.